This is a messenger RNA of Amphimedon queenslandica, 2529 nucleotides long. Its product is annotated as acyl-CoA-binding domain-containing protein 5-like. Bases 65 to 2380 code for a protein of 771 amino acids. Gene Ontology annotation, biological process: protein phosphorylation; necroptotic signaling pathway. The record is from RefSeq and is a predicted model, not a curated record. NCBI's taxonomy places the organism in Eukaryota, Metazoa, Porifera, Demospongiae, Haplosclerida, Niphatidae. The transcript has 7 exons. Gene Ontology annotation, molecular function: ATP binding; protein kinase activity; protein binding.
GCAUGUGACCUAAAACCGAGCCUAAAGCCCUAAACUAAAGCAUAAAAUCUCAAAAUAAAUAAUUAUGGCUUGGUUGUUUGGUUCUAAAAAUCAGUUGAAUAAAAGAGCUCAUCACCGCACUGUAUCACUGUAUGUGUGGGCUGGUGCUCAGGACGGCUUACCAGAAGCACAUGAUAGUGAAGAGAAGAGAAAGGUCACUAGUAAUAUACAGCACUUUACUCCAUCGGCCGGUCAAUGGAUCACUAAAAGUACUAUUGGCACUCCUCCAUUGGGAGCAAAGCAGUACUGCUGUACCACAAUAAAUGAUCAAUUGUAUUAUUUUGGGGGUUGGUGUGGCCAUGACGACUGCUAUCACAACAGCAUUACACAACUGGAUACCGUUUCUCUUCAAUGGAGAGAAUUAGAACCAACUGAUGCAACUAGACCAGUUAUGAGGAGAGGUAGUGGUGGAAUGAUAUCAUUUGAACAUGAUGGAGUACACCAUUUACUAAUGAUAGGAGGACUAGGAUCUAAACCGGCUGUACAACUAUCUCAUUAUAAAUAUAUUCAGUUACCUAGUGGAAGAUGGCGUACUAAUGAGCACUCGAUGUAUAAUCUAUCAUCAGGAAAAUGGAAUAAUCCUUCAAUCAUUGGUCAGUGUAUGUUACCUACUGCUGCCUUCAUCAUCGAAAAGAUCAACAACACUAGAGCUGUUCUGUUCGGUGGACGAGAAACAGAUGACGAUGUUCAGAAUACCAAUGCUAACAAUAUUUAUAUAUUAGAAAUAUCAAUCAGCACUGUGUUCUGGCAGUGUAUAAAGAAGCCCAAAGCAAUUAACCAAUGGCCUGUCGGUAGAUUCUAUCAUGCAGGCGCUAUUAUUAUAACUGGAUCGGACUACCCUAUGCUAGUGAUAAGUGGUGGGAGGGAUAAAAAUAAUGAUACAUUAGAUGAUUGUUGGAUCCUUAAUGUCACUCAACAUUCCUGGAUAAAGUUAGUUGUACCUCACUCUGUUAGUAAGAGAUGGGCUCAUUCUCUCUCAGUGUUCAUCAUGAGUCCUCAUUGUGUCUGGAUGAUAACUGCUGGAGGUUUUGUUGAUAAGAUACGUACAUUUGUCACUAGUCCUAACGUUGUUACACUAACAGAACUAGUUAGCAGUAAAAGAGAGUGGACAGUAUGUGAUACGUUAGAUACCAGUGGUAUGAAUAAUGAAGAAUACAAGAAGAAGUAUCAGCAGCAACUACAGUUAGGAAGAAAAAUAUGGUUGGAGGAGUACCAGAAACCAAGAAAAGGAGAUACGGCCAAUAUUGAACAAACCAUACAAGGUCUUAUGAAGAGUCUUGAAGAAAAGGAAAGAGAAGCACAAGUUUAUCAUCAAAAGUUGGAACAGAAGGAAAAAGAAGAAUCAGAGAAAGAGCAACAAUAUUGUCAUCGGCUACAAGAGAAGGAUAGGGAGCAUCAGGUAGCACUGCAGGAGCUACAUGAGGCACUACAACAGAAAGAUAUUGUGAUACUUAAAAAGGAUAGAGAGCUACAGGGGAAGGAUAAGGAGCUACAGGAGAAGGAUAGGGAGCUACUUCAGUCUCAAGAGGCAGUUCGUAGGUACCAGCAAAAAGCACUUACUGAUGAUCACUGGGUUAUUAAUAAAGAUGAGGUGACUUUGACAAAGGAGGAGUUAGGAAGAGGAUCUUAUGCUGUCGUUAUUGUUGGUAUCUUUAGAGGUUUAAGAGUAGCUGUCAAGUCACUUCAUACUAUCAUCAUCUCAGAUUAUAAUCUAGCUCUCUUCUCCAGGGAAAUGAAUAUAGCAUCACGAGUACGUCAUCCUAACCUAGUCCAGUUUAUUGGUGCAACUAAAUUGGGUAAUCCUCUUGUCUUGACCGAGCUGAUGAGCACUAGUCUUAAUCAGGAGCUUCGCAGAAAUCGAUUAACCAAUCAACAGAUUCUCAGUAUCGCUCAAGAUGUAGCUUUAGGCCUCAACUACCUUCAUCUGUUUAAGCCUCAACCUAUUAUUCACAGAGAUGUCAGCAGUCCUAACGUAUUAUUAAAGCCUUGCACUGGACCUGCUGGUUAUGAAGCUAAAGUAGCAGAUUAUGGUACAGCUAAAGUAGUGCAAGCUGAGAAUACUGGUACUGUUAUGCCAGGCAAUAUUGCAUAUGCUGCACCAGAAGCUCCUAUUCCUGAUCAACACAGUCCAGCAAUGGAUGUCUACAGUUACUCUGUUCUCCUUAUGGAAAUGAAUUUGUGCUCUCGACCAGAAAUGACGACAAUGGAGAGAGAAGUACAAUCUAAUAGUGUCUCUUGGUCUGAUAUGAAGUCUCUAAUACAAAGAGGACUCAAUGCUAAUCCUAGAGCUCGUCCUACUAUGGCUCAAGUAAUAGAGUCAUUGAAAAGGAUGAAGACUUGAUUACUGAAUUGUUUGUAUAUUGACCUUCAACACAGCUCUCACCAUACUUGUAUUUUGGCUCUAUGAUUUAAGUAUUGUCAAUAUUAAUAAUAUUGCUACCUUUUCAUCAAUAUUUUUGUGUUUAAUUCAGGCUAAAGUCUGGUAAAAAU